Messenger RNA from Hypanus sabinus (Atlantic stingray), 4214 nucleotides. Its product is annotated as zinc finger protein 239-like. Gene Ontology annotation, molecular function: RNA polymerase II cis-regulatory region sequence-specific DNA binding; DNA-binding transcription factor activity. The transcript has 3 exons. The record is from RefSeq and is a predicted model, not a curated record. Lineage: Eukaryota; Metazoa; Chordata; Chondrichthyes; Myliobatiformes; Dasyatidae. Bases 884 to 1837 code for a protein of 317 amino acids. Gene Ontology annotation, biological process: regulation of transcription by RNA polymerase II.
AUCAAAUGCGCAUGCGUCAGGGUUGUGACGUUUAUAAAAUAUCGCAUGCGCGCAGUGCACAAAAGGCCUCGGGAGAUCGAUGCAGGUUAUUGUAGAUUUGCAGAUCCGUACACGGGCCCCGGGGAGCUUCCGGCUGAUGAGGGAAUGGGAACCGAUGGAUCUCUCAGACAGAGCUGAGCUCCAGUUAUUUAAAUGCAAGGAUUCGGAACUCGGAGAAAGGGAACAAAAUCUUUUCCAUCGCCAGUUGAGGAAAUCACCUUUGUUCUACCUCCAAUCACAGACAGGAGGCAAUCUACAGAUGCUGAAAAUCCAAGCAACACGCACAAAAUGCCGGAGGAACUCAGCAUUGGUACUCUUUUCCAUAGAUGCUGCCUGGCCUGCUGAGUUCCUCCAGCAUUUUGUGUGUGUUGCUUGUUCUACCUCCUCUUCUUCUGGACUUUUCUACCCGUGAGAACAUGUUUUGACUCAUUCUGUCUGGGUUAAAAAUGACAAGGAAAUUAUCUACAUGAAUCUCGAACACAAAACACCACUUUGAUGUCUCUGUCUGGAUAUUUACGAAGUGGAGCAAGAGAUUCACGUGAUUAUCCUUCCUGCUGAGACUGUGGGGAGGGAUUCAGGUGGACAUCUGACUGACUGGCAUGCCCAUCAUUUUACACGGGAGAGGCCAUUCACCUGCUCAGACAGUGGGAAUGGAUUCACUUGGUCAUCUCAACUGAAAGUACAUCAGCAAAUUCACACUGGGACAAGGCCAUUCACCUGUUCUGUGGGUGAUAAAGGAUUCAGUCGGUCUUCACACCUGUGGAUACACCAGUCAGCUCACACUGGCCAGAGGCUGGUCAUCUGCUGAAUUUGUGGGGAACGAUUCACUCGGUCAUCUGAACUAAUGGCUCACCAGCGAGUUCACAGUGGGGAGCAGACAUUCACAUGCUCGGAAUGUGGGAAGGGAUUCACUUGCUCAUCUAAACUGAGGGUACAUCAGAGAGUUCACACUGGAGAGAGGCCAUUCACCUGCUCAGACUGUGGGAAGGGAUUCACUCGAUCAUCCAACCUACAGAGUCACCAGCGAGUUCACACUGGGGAGAAGCCGUUCACCUGCCCAGACUGUGGGAAGGGAUUCACUCAGGCAUCUCACCUACUGAGACACCGGUCAGUUCACACUGGGGAGAAGCCAUUCACCUGUUCAGACUGUGGGAAGGGAUUCACUCAGUCAUCCAACCUACAGAGUCACCAACGAGUUCACACUGGGGAGAAGCCGUUCACCUGCUUAGACUGUGGAAGGGGAUUCACUCAAUCAUCCACCCUACAGAGACACCAGUCAGUUCACACCGGGGAGUGGCGGUUUACCUGCUCAGAUUGUGGGAAAGGAUUCACUCAGUCAUCUGAACUACUGGCUCACCAGUCAGUUCACACUGGGGAGUGGCCAUUUACCUGCUCAGAUUGUGGGAAGGGAUUCACUCGGUCAUCUGAUCUGCUGGCACACCAGCGAGUUCACACUGGGGAGAGGCCGUUCACUUGCUCAGACUGUGGGAAGGGAUUCACUCGGUCAUCUGAUCUGCUGGCACACCAGCGAGUUCACACUGGGGAGAGGCCGUUCAUUUGCUCAGACUGUGGGAAGGGAUUCACUCGGUCAUCUGAUCUGCUGGCACACCAGCGAGUUCACACUGUGGAGAGGCCGUUCACCUGCUCAGACUGUGGGAAAGGAUUCACUCGGUCAUCUGAUCUGUUGGCACACCAGCGAGUUCACAGUGGGGAGAGGCCGUUCACCUGCUGUGAAUGUGGGAAAGGGUUCAUGUGGUCAUCUCACCUACAGAGACACCAGCGAGUUCACACUGGGUAGCGACCGAUCUCAUGCUCAGACAUUGAGAAGAGAUUCUCUCAGUCAUCUCAACUGAAUGUGCAUCAUUGAGUACACACGGGGGAGAGGCCGUUCACCUACUGUGAGUGUGGGAACGGAUUCACUCAGUAAUCUAACCUUGUGACACACUACCAGGUUCACACUGGGGAGAAAGUUUCAGUAAGCUGCAUGCUGGAUAUUUGUCCAUCACCAUUGCUGAAUGCAAUUUCGAGAGUGACUGUCGGUGCUGAACUCUGCAAUUAUUGCUGCUGCUCAUCACAUCCAGUUCUGUACCCUGGUCACUGGGCAUAGGAGGAGUUUCUUCUGCUGCAUAUUCACCUUUAAUGGGACUGGAGUUUAAUGUUCUGAAUGUGAGAUAAGUAAAUCAGUUCUAUUUGAAACUCUGUCUCUGGUACUUAGUGAAUUUAUAACACACCUAGUGUGCAGUAGAGAGUCAACUCAGGUGGACUGGACCCUGCUAGUGAUUCAGUUCCACGACAGUCCUUUUAAAUCCUCCCCUGUUGUUCAUCUCUUGUUCUCCCUGUGGUGAUGGGUUCCAAACAGUGAAGAGAUUUCCCUUCAAUUUUCUGCAGACUGAAGAAGUUGAGCUGACUGCAGUUCUGUCUGAAGUGUUCUUUGCCCCUCUAAUCUCUGGGCUGAGGAAGAAUGACAUUGGUAGUUAACCUCCUUAAUCAUGACUCAUUUCCACAUUAUGGGUCAUUUUCCCUGCUUCUAAAGGGUUGUUAGAAAAGACUCUUGUCCUCUAAAGACUGAAAGCAGAAUGGGAAACCAUCAGUUGGAUGUUCCACGGUGCAGGGUCAGAAACCAGAGGCGGGUCUGCACAGGGCAGAGUUUGGGGUUCUGGAGAAUGGUCGGGGUAGGAACAUAUGAUGAGGAGAAGGGACUCAGCAGCGGGACAUGGAAAUGAAUGACAGAGUAGCAACAUUUGGAAGCUGAUUGACUGAGAAAUAAUUUGGUUGUCUGACUGAUGACACAAGCAAUACCUGUUGUGAGGUGCUGUAUUGGUCGAGGAACGUGUGUGUUGGGAUGAUCUAUCGAGGGAGUUGUUCCUGCUUGUUUAUCCUGUAAUAUUAUAUCCAGAUGUUUGCUAUGGAUUGUCCUAUCUGAAAUAAUAUAUUGAUUGUCAUAUAAUUUGUAAGAUUUUGAUUCUAAAUCUGGAUCAGUCUUGAAUAUAUGGUGCCUUUAUGAAGUGAUGGAGGGCAUUCAUGAGUUUGUAUUUUAAAGCAAGAUUUUGCUGAAUGAUAUUUGCCACUUGAUUGUACCUUUGUUAGUAAUCAGAUUGAGUUAAACUGCUGCAAGAUCAUGGAAUGUGUUGGAUUGUGUUGGAUUGUGUCUGGUUUCUCCUGGCAUUUUCUGCAUUUAUUGCCUGUUUGUCUUUUAUGUAGUUUUCAUUUUUUAAUAUGUUAACCACCUUGUCCUGUACAGUAUUUCCCCAAGAACCCCUGUUUCUGGGAAGGGAUCUCCAACUCUCAGUCAGGUGCUCGAUGCUUCCUUGUCACCAUCUCAUCAGCUCAGAUCAUUGGGAUGUCUCCCAUGGAGGAUCAUACUCAUCCCACUGGUUAAUGUUUUCUUCCAUAGUGAGGAUUCAUUUUUCUGAGUUGGCCUCUCAUUAAGUUUUCUGGUCUGUAUUUCUCAUCAGAAUUGCAUAUACCUGCAUGGUGUGCUGAAUCCUGUUUAUUUUGUAUGAAAACAUAUACUUCAGAAGUCUUAUCAGACUAUUGGUGAUUUUAUUAAAUGUCUGUUACAGCUCUUCCUCCUUCUGUCCUCGGUAGUGUUAAUCUAAGUGUCUUUGAGUAUAAAUAGUCUUUUCCUAAUUUGUCAUUUCAGUUUCUGUCUUUCUUUGUAAAGUUUCCGGAUUGGAAUGGGACCAAGAUAUUUUGCCUAAGGAAAACGUUAAUAUGGGUAUAGCAAAAGUGUUUAUUGCCUUUGUUGUAGGCAUUGAUCCUGUGGAUAAAACAUUGAUCAUAUGGACAGCCAGAGGAUUUUUCCUAUGGUUGAAAUGGCUAACACGUGGGGGUGUAAUUUUAUGGUGCUUGGAAAUGGGGUACAAAGGGGAUGUCAGAGGUAAUUUUUUCACAAAGCGCAUGGUAUGUGCGUGGAAUGCACUGCAGGAUAAGGGAGUAGAGGUGUUCCCAAUACGGUCUUUUAAGAGACUCUUAUAUAGGUACAUGGAGCUUAGAAAAAGGGCAAUGUGGUAGGAAAAUUUUAGGCAGCUUCUAGAGUAGGUUACAUGUCGGGCACAACAUUGUGGGCCAAAGAGUCCGUAAUGUACUGUAGAUUUCUAUUUUCUCUGUUCCAUUUGUUAUACCAUGGAUAUCUGCUUGGCAAAUGUUCUUAAACCUUGAAGUAAAUGUUGUUA